CGGUCAUGUGGCGCAAACUUCCGGAGACACGUGGCGGUUUCCAAUUUUCAUCAUCGCACUCAGUCAGUCAUGACGAAUGAUGAUAAUCACGACCUGGAAAAUCGAUUUGAUGAACUUGCAAGAGCUGUCCGACAGCGGGAAUGCUGGAACAAAUACGAUCUCUACGGAAGCUUCGUGGAUCGAGCAGCCGUCGGAAUCGGAACUCCCAAGGAACGACGUUUGACGUCCGUCCUGAUGCGGAGAUAUUCCAUCUAUUUCCCCAAAUCAAAAGAAGCCUCGCUGGAAGCGGAAAUUGACUUAUGCAACGAUGCCGAUGCAGAAGUUCGGAAGCAAGCUUUCCAUGACAUACCUCACUUUUGCACAAGCGAGGGGAAUACCGCAAGAGUCGUCGUGGCCCUGCAUCAUCACUUGCUUUCCGAGAGUAAGGCCGAGGUUCUCAUCGUAGAGAGAGCGCUAUGCGUCUUACUGCAACGUUCGCCGGAAGAAGCAAUAAGAGCAGUGUUCCUAGAUAUGGAAAGAUCAAUGUUCACAGCGGCAGGAAAAGCCUUUGUUCGAUUCCUAUGCGUAAAGCUCCGCCCCCAGGCCCGCGGGGGACGCAUCGAGUCGGCUUUGUUCACGGGUUUUGCCGACGUGUCCGAUCGACUCCCUUUCGAUUACUUCGUGGAAAUGUUUCAACUCAUAUCGGCUUUGAGGAUCGUGAAGACCACCGGGGGCCGGGGGAUCAUCGUUGGAACAAUUAUCCGUUUCCUGCGAAGUUCUCCAGAGUCGGUAUCUUGGUGUCAGCUCAAGACCUGCUUAACGCUGCCAAUGCCGCACUUCUCGUCCGUGGCUCCUUCGACUGAGCUUAUUAAGCUCGUGGCGGUAGACUUUCUCCCUAAUCUGGACGCGAAGGAGCCUGAAAGUUUGGAGAUAUUGGACCUGUUCAAUCAAAUGGCGCGAUUCGUCGAAGAACAGCAUGAGCAGGACGACACGACGCGAGAUGUGCUGGGAAAAGUGCUCGGAUGCAUCGAACGCUUCUUGUCGCAGGUUUCGAAAGAGUCAGUCACCGGAGAAGCACUCGGCCCUCCGAGUCUGCCUCUGGAGCAUAUACAGCUCCUUCUUCGGAGCUUUGCCACGAUUGCCCAAAGAGCCAAAGCGACCGUCACGGAGGAAGACGAGAGUUUUCGGAGUGUGAGGGAGAAGCUCGCGUACCUCAAUGAGAUCGUCCAGAAAGAGCGGUCGAUGCUUGCGAUAGUGAUUUGUCGCCGUAAAGGAGUGAGUUCGCGGGGAGAGGCCAGAUCGAGAACCCUCUCCAAGCUCGCAGCAUUGAUCGAGUCCUGGUUGCGGGAACCAUUAGAUUUUGAGCCAAGAGAAUUGGCAUCCCCGGUCUUCGUGGAUGAGCCGCCAGCGUCUGAUCACGAUUACUCGCAGGGUACCUCGUCUUCAACCGCGGAGAGCUCUCCGGAAAAACGCCCGACAAAUACGAGGAAAAAGGUGAUCCAGCUCCAGGGCGAGAUCAGGAUAUUGGAAUCCCUCCUCGAGAAGGAAAGACAAAGAGCCGACAGUCUAUUGCUCGAGAAUGCUGAACUCAGAAGGAACCGGUAGAUCCGAGACUUGCAAAAUUUUUGGUGCCACCGCUCCCUUCAAGAUGGAUCCUCCGAUGAGAUCUUAUUGAUAGUUCAGCUUCUUUAUAAAGGGAAGCUUUUCCUUGAUUUCUACCGCGCAUCCAUUAUGCAACUCCAUUAUUUCGCGAGAUAUCAUGUGGAAAAUAAAUUGACACUCAAAAGGAGAUCAGCUCGGGCCAAGCGAUGGUCAUUCCUCGCGAGGAUC
Molecule: messenger RNA, 1809 nt
Organism: Galendromus occidentalis (western predatory mite)
Lineage: Eukaryota; Metazoa; Arthropoda; Arachnida; Mesostigmata; Phytoseiidae
Product: apoptosis inhibitor 5
Exons: 8
Coding region: 70-1584 (504 amino acids)
Biological process (GO): negative regulation of apoptotic process
Cellular component (GO): nucleus
Molecular function (GO): RNA binding
Source: RefSeq, a predicted model, not a curated record